GUCUGAUAACUGGAAUUAGUGCGUGUGUUAUGUGUUAAAGGUGUGGGUGUACUCGCGGUGCGUGGUUGAUAAAGCGCGUAAACUCUGUGGAUGCAGCGAGAAUCAAUGCCCGAGGCGGGGUGAGGGAGGAGGCUGUCCGCGCAGAUGCCUGUUCAGAACACGGCACACGUCAAUAAUUCGUUUUCUAAUUAACUCCGAAGAGCGAGACCCCAGUUGGAGCUUUUAGAACGCCUUUAUGGAUCAAAGUCACACAGAAAAUGUAACCAGUGCGCGUUUAUCGGUGAUCGGCGGUGAUCGAGUCUGCGCAGGCCCGGUUCAUCUCACACGAGCCUGCAGUUUAUUUUAAAGAGGAUCGGACACCAUGAAUGAAGUGGAUUAUCUUCAGCACAACAGAGCUGAGAUUCCAGAUUUUGAAGAGAAGCCGGACAUCAAACCUCCAGAUGUGGACCAGCUGCAGGAGGCGGAUAUAAACCGACCCUCUGAUGUCCAGCAACUGUUGGUGAUCAAAGAAGAAGUUUCCCAUGAAUGGAGCAGCAGUUUGGACCGGCAGGAUCUAGAGCUCCUCCAUAUAAAGGAAGAACAGGAGGAACUCAGGAACAGUCAGGAGGAAGAGCAGCUUAAUGGUCUAGAGAAAGCUGAUAUCCUCAGGUUCCAAUUCACUGCUGGUCCUGUGAAGACUGAAAAUGAUGAAGAGAAACCUAACUCUUUACAUCUUCUUCAAAAUCAAAUGGGGGACCAUACAGUGGCAGAGCCUGCAGUUUGCAGCUUGCAUAAAGAGAUAAAAACAGAAAGUGAUGGAGAGCACUGUGAAGGACCUGGGCCUGGAUCAUGGAACCCAGAUCCAAAUAAUCUGUUACAACCAAAUACUGAUGAGAAGGCCUCAGACUCUUCUGAGACUGAAGUCUCAGAUGAUGAUGAUGACGAUGAUGAUGAUGAUGAUGGUUAUGAUUGGCAGGAACCUUUGUCAGAUUCUGGACCUGUAAAUGAUGGCGGUGAACAUAAUCUGCGGGUUCCUACAUCAAGUGCAAAUGGACUAAAAUCUCUGAAAAACAAGUGGCCUCUUCAGAGACCUGUAACAAGUCAUUCAUUGGAAAGUUCCUCCAGUCGUUUAGGAAAAGUAGGUUCACAAAUGUCAGCAACCAGACAAGACAGACAAUUUGUCUGUGGUAUUUGUGGGAAACGAUUUACACAAAAGCAAAAUCUUAAGACACAUAUCCGAAUUCACACUGGAGAAAAACCAUUUCAUUGUGAUUUUUGUGGAAAAUGUUUUAGACAUCUCUAUAGUUUUAAAGCGCACAUCAGAAUCCACACAGGAGAGAAACCAUUUGUAUGUGAUAUCUGUGGCGAAAGAUUUACUCAACAACAGAAUAUCAAGAGGCACAUGAGGGUUCACACAGGAGAGAAACCAUUCAGUUGUGGCAUUUGUUCAAAAAGAUUUACACAACAGGUAGAUCUGAAGAGACAUAUGAGAGUUCACACAAGGGAAAAACCAUUCGGUUGUGAUCUCUGUAGUAAAAGAUAUAACCUGAAGACACAAUUAAGUGCACACAUGAGAAUUCACACAGGAGAAAAACAAUUUGCUUGUGAUGUUUGUGGUAAAAGAUUCAACCGGAUGGCACUUGUUAAAGCACACACACGAGUUCACACAGGAGAGAAACCAUAUGGCUGUGAGGUCUGUGGAAAAAGAUUUAACAGGAAGUCGCAUCUUAAAGCACACACGAGAGGCCACACAGGAGAGAAACCACAUGGUUGUGAUGUUUGCGGCAAAAACUUUGUACAUCAGCGUGAUCUCAAGAUCCACAUCAGAGUUCACACUGGAGAGAAACAGUUCAGCUGUGCUGUGUGUGAAAAAAGAUUCACUCAUCAAGGAACAUUGACAAGACACAUGAGAGUUCACACUGGAGAGAAGCCAUUCAGCUGUGGGGUUUGCGGUAAAACAUUUACCCAGAAGGGAAAUCUAAACAGACAUGUGAAAACCCACACAGAGGGUGCAGCGAGGGCACUUACCUGUUAAUGAAUCAUUUAUAUAGUCUCUGGAUUUAUUUUUUUUUGUUCAUUGAGCCUGGUAAGUUAAUGAGUGCUUUGAAAGAUGUCAGCAAUUUAUUUUCAAGCUUCAAAUCAGAAGCAAUACAAUACAGCACAAAAAUAUCUAACAAAAAAAAUCAAGAAAAUGGCUGGUGACAUGUGCAUGAGGGGUGGUGCUGGUACUCAUAGUGAAGCAGCCAUAUUGUAAUUAUAUGUUGCUGGAUUUUCUUGGGACAUCGCACUGAGAUUGGAUUUAUUUGUACAUUAUCUAAUAUCGAAAGUACUUUUGAUCUUUUACCCUUUCAUUAUUACUGUUGCUUUUUUUUCUAACAUGAUAUUCUUAAUAAUCUAUGCAUGAACAUUUCUUUCAAGAUAAACUUAAACUUGGGACUGUUUUAGAUGAAGGUGGGAGCUCACCAGAAUAAGUCUGGAUCAGCAGGACAUCAGUAAAACAGCAGCUAAACUGGAUUUAGUGGUCCUGGGUUACACAGAAUCAGACACAUCUAUUCCUGAUAGUUUUAGUUGUAUGGAAUUUCUUAACUAAUGUAAUUUUGGGUUUCUUUUAAUUUUGCAUUCAUUUAAAGGUCUUUAUUGUAUUUAGAUUUUGUACUGAAUCACCUUCUUCACUUUUUGGUUGCUGUAAUGGUAACUUCCCAACUUUCUGGAUAAAUAAAACAAUUCUUUUUU
This is a messenger RNA of Archocentrus centrarchus (flier cichlid), 2712 nucleotides long. Its product is annotated as gastrula zinc finger protein XlCGF57.1-like. The record is from RefSeq and is a predicted model, not a curated record. The coding region runs from base 362 to 2014 and encodes 550 amino acids. Gene Ontology annotation, cellular component: nucleus. The transcript has 2 exons. Gene Ontology annotation, biological process: regulation of transcription by RNA polymerase II; embryo development. Lineage: Eukaryota; Metazoa; Chordata; Actinopteri; Cichliformes; Cichlidae. Gene Ontology annotation, molecular function: DNA-binding transcription factor activity, RNA polymerase II-specific; RNA polymerase II cis-regulatory region sequence-specific DNA binding.